GCUGUUUCCGGUGGGAGGAACUUCAAGUUUAAGCGCCAGAAUUUUAAUGUCCCGCCUGUUUCUCUAGUAACUGACUGUAACUGCACCGAGUUAUUGUGCAUUUCUCCAGUAUUGCAUGAAGAUAAAAUGUCUCCCACAGCCAAAAGAGCCUGUCCCAGUCCUCUGAACGACAGCCUGGAGAAAAGACUAAAGCGUAUUUCCAUUGAAGGCAACAUUGCUGCGGGUAAAUCCACUUUUGUUCGCCUGCUGGAGGAACAUGAUCGAGAAUGGGAGGUAGUACCGGAACCCAUCGCUAGAUGGUGCAAUGUACAAACUCACCACAACGAACAUGAGGAAUUGACCACUUCUCAGAAGAGUGGAGGAAACGUGCUGCGGAUGAUGUACGAGAAGCCCGAGCGCUGGGCCUACACCUUCCAGAGCUACGCCUGCAUGAGCCGCAUCCGCUCGCAGAUCAGAUCCACCAACGGAAAACUGCGAGAGGCCGACAAUCCGGUGCAGUUCUUCGAGCGAUCCGUGUACAGCGACAGGUACAUCUUUGCCUCUAACCUCUAUGAGAGUGAGUGUGUGAAUGAAACCGAGUGGGCGAUCUAUCAGGACUGGCACAGCUGGCUCCAUAAGCAGUUUGGGAAGCACAUUGAGCUGGACGGCAUCAUUUACCUGCGGGCAAAACCAGAAAGAUGUUUGGAGCGAUUGCAUUUGAGAGGAAGAGAUGAGGAACAGGGAAUUCCACUGGAAUAUCUGGAGAAACUUCACUAUAAACAUGAGUGCUGGUUACAGCACAGGACUAUGAGUAUGGAGUUUGAGUAUCUGAAUGAAGUGCCGGUUCUUACCCUGGAUGUCAAUGACGAUUUUAAAGACAACAAUAUGAAGUGUGCUGAUAUGAUCGAGAAGGUGAAAGAAUUUCUGAGCACCCUGUGAUUACGAUGAGAAAAGGUGCAUGUUGGCCAAAAAUGUAACAUUGUGUGUGUGUUUGUUUAUAUACAUUUUACUGAAUGAUGAAAUUUAGUGUGUCAAACAUUGGUGUACAUUUAGCACUUAGUGUUUUUGUUAUUUAAUUUUGUUUACUUUUAUACUUUAUGAAUUAAAUAAUAAAAAAUGAAUAAUUAACUAUUUCUCUUUAAAGAACAAAUAUGAAGAAGUCUCUUCUCAACAAGGCUCCAUUUAUUUGAUCAAAAAUACAGUAAAAUCAGUAAUAUUGUAAAAUAUUAUUGCAGUUUAAAAUAACUGUUCUCUAUUUGAAUAUAUUUUCAUAUGUAAUUUUUUUUAUGAUGCCAAGCUGAAUUUUCAGCAUCAUUACUCCAGUCUUCAGUGUCACAUGAUCUUUCAGUAAUCAUUCUAAUAUUCUGAUUUGCUGUUCAAGAAACAUUAUUAUCAGUGUUAAAAAUCAGUGUUGAUUACUUGAUUAUAAAUUUAUUUUCAGGAUUAUUUGAUGAGUAGAAUGUUUAAAACAGCUAGUAGAAAUCUUUUGUAACAAUGUCUUUACUGUCACUUUUGAUCAACUUAAUGCAUCCUUGCUGAAUAAAUAUAUUAUUUCUUUUAAAAAAAAAUCUCACCGACCCCAAACAUUUAAAAGGUAAUGUAUACAUAUUCAACCACUCUCUGCUUUAAUCAAAACAUACUUUGUGUGACUUUAAAGGAAUAGUUUACUUAAAAUCAGCUGAAUCAUCGUUCACUCUCCCUCGUGUCAUUUAACACCGGUAUGCUGGAGCUGCAUGAGGGAGAGUGAAUGCUGAGAGUUUUUGGGAAAGCUGUUCCUGUAAAUGAGCGCGUGAUACAAAUGUGAUGUGCACAGGUGUGUGCUCAUAGUCCUGAAACACCAGUUGGUGGCGUAGUUCUACAGCACUUUACGAACAGUACAACAAACUUAUGCUAUUCCAUGAAUUUGAAGUCAUCAUUUCCUAUCAUAAAGUAGAAAGAACUGAGGUUUUCACAAUCAUUACUCAGGAUUUAAAGUACAGUGUUUUCAUGAAAUGUGAAACUUCAGCUGGAUGACAUUCCGGGAGUUUUUCUAAAUGAUUUGGAAUAUUCUACUAAAUGUUGAAUAAGUCUACAAUACCAAAUAUUUGUAUGUCUGCAAGUAUCAGGUGCUCAAGAAUCAUGU
Molecule: messenger RNA, 2101 nt
Organism: Labeo rohita (rohu)
Lineage: Eukaryota; Metazoa; Chordata; Actinopteri; Cypriniformes; Cyprinidae
Gene: dck
Product: deoxycytidine kinase
Exons: 7
Coding region: 127-918 (263 amino acids)
Biological process (GO): nucleobase-containing compound metabolic process
Cellular component (GO): mitochondrion; cytoplasm
Molecular function (GO): deoxycytidine kinase activity; ATP binding
Source: RefSeq, a predicted model, not a curated record